CGCGCCGCCAUGGAAGAGGACCCAGAGCUAGAGAGGCUGUGGAAGAGUUACUUAAAGAGGCAAAACGUGGGAGAACCAGAGCUGAAACAAUGGGAGCUAUGGGUUGGUGUGUUUCAUGAGGACUUCUGGGAUUUCCUCAGCCCUUUGUCAGAGGAGUCCUGGAGAAGAGAUGCACAAACCCUGGAGACAUCUAGUGUAAGGCCAUCAAUCCUGCAUUGGCACUGGAUAGUUGAAGCAACUCGGCCUAUGAAGAAAAGAUUUGUUCUGCCAUCUGUCUUUGGGUUGAAAUGUCCUCUUGCUGGUACAAAUAAAAGAUUUCUUAUUAAUACCAUCAAAAACACGUUACCAUCUCAAAAAGAACAAGACCAAGAACGUGAGCAAAAGGAAGACAGUAAGGAGCCUGAGCCAAACAAAAGCAGGAAAGAAGAAAAAACAAAGAAACGCAGAAAUCACCCAUAUACACCCAGCUUUCAGUCCAGAAGGAGAGUCAGCUGCUCUCCUCCAAGGCAUCGAAACAGGAACCAGCACACAAAGGAUAAGCAUGAAAAGCAAUCAAGCAAACGAUGAGGAGAGUAACAAAUAUGUGUUGUUAUAAGCCAGGAAUGUCACUCAGUGUUGGACUGCAGGGAUAUCUCAGUUUUUCAGGAAAAGAUGCUGUUCAAAAUUGAAUUUUGAACCAACUUGCUUGUGUGAGAAGUAACUUUGAGGUAGCUUUAGAAACCUUUUCUUUUGGACCUUUAAGAGAGAAGCCAAGUGCAGCAUAAAUCUUUCAGUCGUUUUAGAACAGACAUUCCUUUCCUUUUGCUCCAUUCCUCUCCUCUUCUGACUAAGCUUAGGGUCUUGGUGAUGGAGUGUGAUACGUGUGUCACUAUCCAAUACAACUCGUUUAGUCACGUCACUCUUUUGGAAAUAAAUUUAAAUUAAGCAGAAAUUUAUUUAUUGUGUAAAGUUGGCAGAACUUCUUUGCUGCUAACCAAUGAAGAAGUUUUGCGUGUUUGGGUUAGAUUAGUUUUACAAAAUUUAGAAGGGAAAGCUGGUCAGUGCCUGGCCAAGCAUGUGCAUUUUGUAUAGAAUAUAAGAGUUUGCUUUCUUUAGUAUAAAAGGAACAAAUUUAAAAUGGGCAACGCUGGUUUUGCUUUCCAGGAGGAACUACCAGGAAAUACUGGGUUUGCUUGUUAUUGUAUAUUCACAAACCUGUCAUAGAUAAUAAUAAACAUUACCGCUAAAAAGCCAUAACUGCAAUAAUUGUCUCUGUUUAGACUUCCCUCUGUAAGGAAGUAGUUUGAACAGUCUGUUGUCAUGGUGCUUUCAAAACAAACCUUGAAGACAAAAUUAUCGUGUUCUCUGUCCACUGCUAGGAAGUUUCCAAGUAGAUGUGUAAUACUAGAAAUGCAGAGGUGGUAUGUAAAAUCAGUCAAAUGCUCACUUUCCAAGCCUGUGUGACAAUUCUGUAGUGGUACAGUUCUUAAACUUGUGACUUGGAGCACAUAUAAUACACAUCGGCAUCUUCUACAUCUCACUUCUGUUUGUGUUGCAAUAACAAACUUCUGUGUGAAAUAUUUUGUAUUUCGGUAUUCUCAAAAAUAAUUGUUUUGAACAUAGGUUUCCGUUUUUAAGUGUGUUGACAAUAAAAUCGAAAAUGUUCAUAAAAAAGUGCUUUGUGAAAUUAAUACUUUUAAUGGGUUUCUUAACUGACAUGGGCCUCUCUCCUCUAAGGGAAAGGAGGACCAGCGCUUCAUGGUCCUUCAAUAUUGUGUCAGGGCAAGAGUGCCACCUAUAGGCGUAUCUAUACCUCGUCUUGCUAUACUUGCCUGUCUCUUGGAAAUUUCAUGUUAGCUAGGAGAUGGGGAGACCCAAAGUGGAGAUCUGCUGCGGCUGAAUUUUGAUGCAUGAGCUGGGAAUUACUCUUCUGAGUAAUGGGAAGGUAGUUAAGCAGGCAUUGAGCCCACUGGUGGCUGCCAGGGUCAACGUAUCCAACAAAUGGGAUACUUUUACAUUUCCACUGAGGAGUUGUGGAUAGUUUCUCUAUUUCCCUGCAGGAACCAUAGCACUAGAAUAGAAGUCCCCGCCUUUCAGAAAAUUUCCAACGAUUUAAGUGGGAUCAAUGAAAAAGUAGUAUCUUUGGAGAAUGUAGGACUAUCUUUGGUUUAAAUAGAUGUUGUUUGCAGUUCUUAUUUUGCUGGACACUGGUGUGUUCUCCUUAAUAAUCCUUUUUGGAAGGACAGCAUCUAUAAUACCAGCUGGGCUCUGCUGCAGUGACGGUGCUGGAUGGAUGUGGCUUUGCAGCAGAACAUUCAUCUCGCCGUUGGUCAGGAUUGGGGCUGGAGAUGUUCCACAGAACAAAUCCCCAUGAAUUCUUGCUGGUCUGGCUUGUGAUGACAAUACGGUGUCCUGAGAGCUUUCCACACUCAGGCCUUCAAACAUUCCUUUAGGAUAAGUGCUGUUGUUGAUUCUACAUUAAUUGAAGCCAGGCUUUCAGGUAGGGGAAGUGAUUAGAGUAUGCUUUCAAAAUUAGUCUGGGUUGUUGAUACGGAGCGCUUCUGUACUAGAAAUGUUCAACUAGAGGAUCUGACAUGACCUAAACCAGAUAGCUGGAGAAAGCCUGUCUUCAUCGGUGGUGGUAUAUUCAGAUCUAAUUCCACUUUUUUCUGACUUACAGAACAUACGUGAAUUAUUAGUCUUUCAUUGGUUGAUUCCAUAUUUUAGUGCUGUCUUUCAUAAGUGUACAUAAUAAAACCAAAAAACUCUACUGCUCAUUAACUGUUCUUAAGGCAAAUCUUCACCUGCUGAUCACUUUUUUAAUAAAAAAUUGGGUGCAUAAAGCCAGGUUUGUAUUGUGUCUGCAGUUGCUCAUACUGUGCAGCGCCAGCAUCACAUUUAUAAGGUAUCUUAAAGAUAGGAUUUAAACUCUGAAACUUAAAGCUUGAACAUGAGUUUUCAAAAUGUGUUAUUAACUGCUGUAACUUGGAACACUUGUUACUUGUAAAAGUGCCUAGUCCUUAAA
Messenger RNA from Gymnogyps californianus (California condor), 3004 nucleotides. It is a transcript of the gene POLR1D, whose product is annotated as RNA polymerase I and III subunit D. Lineage: Eukaryota; Metazoa; Chordata; Aves; Accipitriformes; Cathartidae. The transcript is spliced from 4 exons. The record is from RefSeq and is a predicted model, not a curated record. The coding region runs from base 10 to 567 and encodes 185 amino acids.